Molecule: messenger RNA, 2008 nt
Organism: Anopheles arabiensis
Lineage: Eukaryota; Metazoa; Arthropoda; Insecta; Diptera; Culicidae
Product: sodium channel protein Nach-like
Exons: 7
Coding region: 858-1937 (359 amino acids)
Biological process (GO): sodium ion transmembrane transport
Cellular component (GO): membrane
Molecular function (GO): ligand-gated sodium channel activity
Source: RefSeq, a predicted model, not a curated record
GUGUGCUUGGUACAGUAUUUGGAAGAGCACAGUGGAACUCAUCAUAACGAAUUUAAUCCGUUCCAAUUAGAGUUGGGUUCCAUGAAUCUUUCGUUGAGAUUCAAUCAUGUGAAGCUUCAGUGAUGAAUGAUUCGAAUCUCUAGUCAAUACUUCAACGAUUCAUGGAUCUCUAAAGAUUCGCGUAUGUCCAAGGAUUCAUGGAUCUCUUAAGAAUCAUUAAUCUAUAAGAUUUGUAAAUCCAUUAAAAUCCAUAUAUCUCUAAGGAUUCAUGAAUCUUUAGAGGUGUAUGAUUUCCAAAAUAUAGAAUUCAUGAAUCUGAAUCUGAUUUUCCCAACACAAGUUCCAAUGACUCACUCGUCAUCCGGGAGGCUCUUUUUCAUACCAUUUUUAUGAAAAGUGAAACAAUUGGUUCCAGGUGAUGAAAAGUACUACAUCGGAUGGUGGUUUUAUCCAGCCUGAGCUUUAUGAUAUACGGUUCAGUGUGGAACUUGCUUAGUAACUACUUGCAUAAUCCACUCACUUUUUACGUGGAUACGGCACAGUAAGUAUGACAAUAUAAAGCAUAAGUAAUGCCUCUCGCAAACGAGUUUUUAUAUGACGAGUGAGCCACUGGGAGAGAUGUAUCUCGUUAGACGAGAGUACACUGUACUGUUGUUUGAUUUCCCUAUCCGAGUCCUCCAUGAAUUAAAAGAAAUCAAAUAAAAUGAAAUCAUCAGAUCUGCCAAAUUCGUCUGCGUUUGUGAAAAGGACAAAAAACAGAGGAUACGUUAUUUUCUCCCCCUAAUAGCCUGCAUUGGAACACAACAUUUCCAACUGUUACACUCUGCCAGGUGGUUAAUGGUGAAACAGUGGUUAAAAUGGCAGACGAAUACUUUGGCGUAAAUCGUGACCCAAUUAUUGACAGUCUCAUCAUUGAUAUAGCAUUUUACGGGGGUACAUGCUAUUCCUGUGAAGAAUGUCACUCAAGUACAUCGCAGAACACGUCGGUGAACUGUGCUGCUCUACAAAAUUUCACCGAAAUAGUACGCCGUCAUCGGGCACCCUGCGAAGAGCUAGUCAUCGACUGCCACUGGCAAAGGGUGUCGUUUGAUUGCUGCCGAUUGUUUCGUCCGCUCGAUACAGAAUUUGGACGUUGUUUUAGUGUGAAUACCGCAAACCACCAUGAUCUGUCUGGGCCACCUUCCCGGCGACUCACGAGCAAUCGUGAAACGGGUCCAGGUUGGAUAGGAUUUCGGGUACUGGAGGACGUUCAGCUCUAUCUGCACGAUGAAUACAGCGUACCACAUGCAUAUGUCGAUCGCUCACUGCGGGAAACGGUGCUGUGGGGCAUGCGUAAGGAGAUCGUGGUACGUGUUAUAGAGAUGGAAAACAAAGAAACGGUGCACGAUCUACCGAUUUGGCGUCGCAAUUGUCGUUUCCCUUGGGAAACUGUCGAUAAAGAUUAUCAACUGUACCGCCACUACAGUUUCUCCACGUGUUCUAUGGAGUGUUUCUGGAAAACUCAACACCAGCUUUGUAACUGUACGCAUCACUUAAUGCCACAACUUCUGAAUCCUCCAGGAAUCGAAACACUUGAAUCUCAAAUGUGUUCCUUCGAAGGGCUCACCUGCCUCACCGAGCAUUCGGCGGAAAUUGCUCAGGCUCGUAAACAAUGUGACUGCCUAUCAUCCUGCGUUGAAUCAGAGUACUUCGUAGUCCACAAAUCUGAAGAUUUCUUUGCGGAAAGUGAAGAGGAUGAAGGCUUGGUUAUAGUUCGACUUUUAUCGUUACCUUACGAAAGAUUCGUGCGCAACAUUGUCAAGACGGAAAUGGAUCUGUUCAUUGCGUUCGGCGGUUUGAUUGGACUAUUCUACGGAUGGUCGCUUCUGUCAACUAUAGAUUUUCUUAUAACUGUUUGUCACCUCGUCAUCCGGUUCAUCAGCUCCAUCUCUAACUAAUAUUUUGUGAUAGAGAUAUAUGAUAGGCAACUUAAAAUUGUAAGGAAAUUGUGUUACAAGGUGUUGAUGGG